Messenger RNA from Cercocebus atys (sooty mangabey), 932 nucleotides. RefSeq names its product cystatin-like 1 (gene CSTL1). The record is from RefSeq and is a predicted model, not a curated record. Gene Ontology annotation, molecular function: cysteine-type endopeptidase inhibitor activity. The transcript has 5 exons. The coding region runs from base 168 to 581 and encodes 137 amino acids. Lineage: Eukaryota; Metazoa; Chordata; Mammalia; Primates; Cercopithecidae.
GGCGAUCCUCCCACCUCAGCUUCCCGAGUAGCUGGGACUACAGGCAGGCCAUCCCCCAGGAAAGCCUACGUUGGUGAGGGUCACCGUGGGAGAACGAGUGAGCUACUGCCUGGCACCACCACACCCUGGAAGGUGCAGUUGGGAAGAAGGUUCCCGAGGCUGUAGACAUGGGGAUCAGAUGCUGGAGAAACCCCCUGCUGCUGCUGAUUGCCCUGGUCCUGUCGGCCAAGCUGGGUCACUUCCAAAGGUGGGAGGGCUUCCAGGAGAAGCCUAUGAGCAAGAAGAACAUGAAUUCAACGCUUAACUUCUUCAUUCAAUCCUACAACAAUGCCAGCAACGACACCUACUUAUAUCGAGUUCAGAAGCUAAUUCGAAGUCAGAUGCAGCUGACGACAGGAGUGGAGUAUAUAGUCACCGUGAAGAUUGGCCGGACCAAAUGCAAGAGGAAUGACACGAGCAAUUCUUCCUGUCCCCUGCAAAGCAAGAAGCUGAGAAAGAGUUUAAUUUGCGAGUCUUUGAUAUACACCGUGCCCUGGAUAAACUAUUUCCAGCUCUGGAACAAUUCCUGUCUGGAGGCCUGAGCAUCUGCUCAUAUUCCUGGACUCUGCUGAAGAAGCAAUCUCCUCCAAGAAGCGCCUUCUGAUUGCCUGCCCCACCCUCUGCCCAGGCUAACAUGGAUGCCACUGCUCUCUGGCCACACUUCUAUCAAAACAUGCAAGCUGUUCUCUUUCCAUUGCUCUUUGGCUCUGCCCUCUGGAGCCUCACUUUGAAUCCCUCGGGACAACAAAGUCAGACUGGCUGGACUCACAUCUGGCUCCACCAUUGACCAGCUGGGUGGCUGUGGGCAAGUUACUUAUAUUCAGUGUGCCUCAGUCUUCUCACCUGCAAAAUGGGUAUAAAAUAGUUCCCAUUCAUGCUAAUGAAAUGAGAUA